Messenger RNA from Capronia epimyces CBS 606.96, 588 nucleotides. RefSeq lists its product as uncharacterized. The transcript has a single exon. The coding region runs from base 1 to 588 and encodes 195 amino acids. The record is from RefSeq and is a predicted model, not a curated record. NCBI's taxonomy places the organism in Eukaryota, Fungi, Ascomycota, Eurotiomycetes, Chaetothyriales, Herpotrichiellaceae.
AUGAUCGGACAGACAUCCCUGACGACCGCAUUCUACGACGAUCCUUUCGAGAGGCCACCGACGCCUCCCGACUCACCGCUCCGAGACAGAUUCUGCCCCAAGAGCGUCGCGUUCCUUCGUCAUAUCGCGCCGCCGCCGCCGGGCAUCGAGCCUGCCAAAGAUUGCAGAGGCCGCCCCCUGCCUCUGCCUCUGGUGGAAGCUGAAGUCACAGACAGAAUACCACUCAAAAAGAAGCCUCAAGUGCCGCCAAAGCCACCGGGGCUGGAAUUCUACGUCUCCAACCGAUCGAGACAAGGCAGCACUGUUGACCUUGACUCCGCCACCCAGUUCACCACGAACUUUUCACCGGGCCAACAUCUGGCGCAGCAUGAGUCGUGCUUACGACAACAAGAGUUCUGCCUCGACUUCAACAUGGGCGAUGCCGACCAGACCGUCUCGACAGACCUAGAUAGGCCGUGCUGUCACCGGCACGAGACCCUCUACAAACGUGAACUCCUGAACGGAGUGCCUGUCGAAAUUCUCACUCAUACCUGCGAGAUCAGCCAUUCUCUCGGGAGAAGCCCAGCAGCUCAAGAGGUGGAACACUAA